AUGGUCUUAUUUGAGAAUGCACAUAUUGCAUCCUCCAUUGAGUGCUUGGAGAAGAGGCAGCAGCAGGAGGAGGUGGUGGUGGUGGUGGUGGUGGAUGGAGAGGAGGUGUUGGUGAUGGCUACGGUGUUGGUAGCGGUAGCAGCGUGUUAUCCUCACACCCUCACAAACUCAUACUUCCCAGGCAUUUGCGGCUCCGAGCGCGAGUCCCAAUGUCGGUACAUUGAUUCAGCAACUUACUACAGACGCUUUGUUAAAGGCUAUGCUAAGAUCGCCAGCCCACAGCAUAAAUUAACCAAAAAGCAGACAAAAAGGAAUUUCAACUGGGCGAAGGAACAUGAUGAAGUGUUCUACGAACUGGAGCAAAUGCUCUGCUCUGCACGGAUUCCAGCAAUGCCCCACUUCGGAUCGAGCGCCCUACCAUUUGCACUAAAUACUGACACUAGUGAUGCAGGCGUGGGCGGUAUAACCUCACAAAGAACCAUUGAAGGAAUGGAACACGUCAUCGCCUACACGAGUGGCUACUGUCCAUACAUUGACUGUGUAUCACCGUUUAAGAUGUUCCUAUGUUAUGAAAUGAGAGUACCCUCCGAUAUGUUCUUACCGAGCACGGAAAUAGCAACCAACAACGUCCCCGAGUAUGUAGUGCUACUGAAAGAAGGCAGAAGACAAACUCUCAACAUUGCACGUAAACCCUUAAAGCCGCAGUAUAUCAGGGAGAAGUAUUACGGAAAACACAGCCAGACUGACGUCUAUCGCGAAGGAGAGCCAGUACAACUAUUCAGGCCAAAUGGGCAACUGAAACACGCUGCAGGUUUUGACAUCUGCGGAGGAUAG
Echinococcus granulosus is the source of this 834-nucleotide messenger RNA. Its product is annotated as Retrovirus-related Pol polyprotein from transposon opus. The record is from RefSeq and is a predicted model, not a curated record. NCBI's taxonomy places the organism in Eukaryota, Metazoa, Platyhelminthes, Cestoda, Cyclophyllidea, Taeniidae. Bases 1 to 834 code for a protein of 277 amino acids. The transcript has 5 exons.